This is a messenger RNA of Labrus bergylta (ballan wrasse), 5698 nucleotides long. The record is from RefSeq and is a predicted model, not a curated record. Lineage: Eukaryota; Metazoa; Chordata; Actinopteri; Labriformes; Labridae.
AACCCGCCUCAGCUCCACCUCUUACUGUAGCUUGUUGUUAGCUUGACUGAAAGUUAGACAGCAAACACCAACAUGAACUGUUUGUGUGUGCUCAGCUGUAGUGACCUCUAUAAACUGACAUGGUGUCGUCCCCCCCCCCCUUCCUCUCUCUCUGUCAGGGGGAUGUCUAUCAGGAUGGAGAUGGAUGUCAGCGGGGGGUCUCGGGCUCAUGUCUCCAUCCUCCCUGCUGCCGAGAUCAAAGCCACCCUGAAACCAGAACCAGAGAGACCCCGCUGUGCCAGCACCCCCUGUUCCCCCAUCAGGGGCACCGUGUCCGGGUAUCACAUCCUGCACAUGGACUCCAACUACCUGGUGGGCUUCACCACAGGGGAGGAGCUGCUCAAACUGGCCCACAGAUGGUCGGAGGGGGGUCCUGAGAAGAGUCCAGUCUCGGAGUCAUUGUCCGGAACAGUGCAGACCCCCCUCCCCAAGUCCAUGGACCUGUCAGUCCACCGGUCCUCCCGAGUCUUUAAAGGAAAGACGCGAUACUACCAGCCGUAUGACAUACCGGCCUCUGGGGGACGCAGGAGGAGACGCAUGCCCAGCUCCUGUGAGACCUUCCUCAGACCCCCAGGCCAUGGAGAAACAGGGAGGGGUCUGCACGCCCCACUUCCCCUCUGCCUGCUGAAAGGGAAGAGGGCCCAGUCCAAGUCCCUGGACUACCUGAAUCUGGACAGACUGAGUCUGAAGGACUCGUCAGACACAGACGGGUUACAGCACCAGCUGCAGCACCUCACCCUGAGGGGGGAGCGAGUGUUUACCAGGAACAAGACUUGAAGCUGAUUUAGACACCUGCCCCCUCCCCCCGAGGGAUUAGGUGCUAUUUCCUGCUCCCUCUCUCUCUCUCUCUCACUCUCUCGCUCUCUCGCUCUCUCUCUCCUCAGAUAACAGCAGAGAUGAUCUGAUAAUCCUGUUAGAUUAUUAUUGAGUCGGGAGAGGGGUUAGAUAAUGUGAAUCAUUUAAAUUUAGCAAUAACAGGUGAACAUGUUAGUGUGUGUGUGUGUGUGUGUGUGUGUGUGUGUGUGUGUGUGUGUGUGUGUGUGUGUGUGUGUGUGUGUGUGUGAGUGUGUGUGUGUGUGUGUGAGUGUGAGUGUGAGUGUGUGUGUGUGUGUGUUUACAGAAGCACAUAUCACAGACUGAACCUGCUCUGAUCUCAUCACUGUCAGUUGAAUUAUAGAUGAACUGUUGGGUCAUACAACAGAGUGUUUAAACAUCUUAUUUCAAUGAAGAUCAUCUUCAUCAUCAUCAUCAUCAUCAUCACUGCUCUAUUUUAAGUCCAUCUGAACAUUCAGACUCUGUAAACAAGAGGAACAUUCUCUCAGCUCCAGUUGGAGAACCCGCCUCCUUUCUUGGUUCUCACUGGGAGAACUGGGAACUUUGUUCUUACCGUAACAUUUCUCCAGAGUGAGUCCUUUGUCAGACAGAAGGUUUCUUUGAACAGACAGCCUCCAUCUUUAAACCCUGUGUAACAGCUUUAGCCUUAAAAUGUUCCUGAACACAGUGGUGUGAAGCCAGGGUGAUGUCUGAAUCCACACGUCUGAUUUAAAACUCUGUUAUUGUGAGGACUCUGAGGAUUUCAGGUUUGACAACACCUGUUCACUGCGUCUAUACUGAUACUAAGGUCAUCUCUUUGCUCUUUAAAAUGCCAUGUUUCCGUGGUUCUUCUUCCCUGUUUGAAUAGUUAGUGUUUUAGGCAGAGAGAAGAGAGAGGGGCAGAAAGUUUCCCACAGACGGACUCAUUGGACUUUCUUUGUCUCUGCCCACAGCUGAAAGUUUGUGUUCGAUUUCACCCAGAAUCCACACUCUCUCCUCUCACACUUAAUUGCACAAGAAGUAUCACCUGACUUGGAUCAAUAUUGACCAAUGAAUAUAUCCAACUCUUCACAUAUACUCAUAUCUCUGUCUCCGUGUUGGUGGCCUUUGGGUCAUUUUCCUGUCUGUUUUUUUCUGAUGAGCGAGAAUCUUUGAGCUGGCAGACAUUUUGUUCAACAUUUUGUUAGAUUCAGAAUUAACACCUGUAUAAGACAAGCUAAUUAACACAUUAAGAAUACUAUGAAUUACAAUAAAACUGGAUAAAACGUUUGACUUAAUGGUUUUCAUUCACAGUUUUACUGGUUAAGGUUUACACAGUACUGGAUCCAGAUUUGACACUUAGGUUAUUUGGAAGUGUAUAGACUGGAAACUAUCAAACAGUGAAGUUUCACCUGCAGGCUGAUCACAUGCAGAUCUGAAGAAUACGACCUCAGUCUUUUAAACAUCUAUUUGUAGGUAAUUAUGUUGGAAUCUGGUCACUUAGAAAAAACACACAUUAGUGUUUUGUGUGUUGCCUGUGAUCGCACAGCAGUGUGUACAGACUGUGUGACAUCUAACAAAGUGUGUAUGUUCAUUUCCCAGCUGGUCAUUAGUGUGUUUCUGUUCAUACUUUUUGCAGAUGAUAAACUGUUGGACAUUUACUAACACUGAUCUUUAACUCUGCAGUAAUCUAACACUGCAAUAAUCUGUAACACUGCAGCAAUCUGUAACACUGCAGUAAUCUAACACUGCACUAAUCCACCCCUGCAGUAAUCUGUAAAACUGCAGAAAUCUGUAACACUGCAUUAAUAUAACACUGCAGUAAUCUAACACUGCAGUAAUCUGUAACACUGCAGAAAUCUGUUACACUGCAGUAAUGUAACACUGCAGCAAUCUGUAUCACUGCAGUAAUCUGUUACACAGCAUUAAUAUAACACUGCAGUAAUCUAACAUUGCAGUAAUCUGUAGCACUGCAGUAAUCUAACACUGCAGUAAUUGAACAUUGCAGUAAUCGGACACUGCAGUAAUCUGUAACACUGCAGUAAUCGGACACUGCAGUAAUUUGUUACACUGCAGUAAUCUAACAAGUAGUAAUCUGUAACACUAGUAAUCUGUUACACCGCAGUAAUCUGAAACACUGCAGAAAUCUAACACUGCAGUAAUCUGUUUCACUUCAGUAAUCUAACACUGCAGUAAUCUAAUACUGCACUUAUCUGUAACACUGCAGUAAUCUAAUACUGCAGUAAUCUUACAGUGCAGUAAUCCAGCACUACAGUAAUCUGUUACAGUGCAGUAAUCUAACACUGCAGUCAUGUGAAACACUGCAGUUAUCUGUAACACUGCAGUAAUCUAACACUGCAGUCAUGUGAAACACUGCAGUUAUCUGUAACUCUGCAGUAAUCUAACACUGCAGUUAUCUGUAACUCUGCAGUAAUCUAACACUGCAGUUAUCUGUCACUCUGCAGUAAUCUAACACUGCAGUUAUCUGUAAUACUGCAGUAAUCUAACACUGCAGUUAUCUGUAAUACUGCAGUAAUCUAACACUGCAGUCAUGUGAAACACUGCAGUUAUCUGUAACACUGUAGUAAUCUAGCACUGCGGAAAUCUAACACUGCAGUAAUUCUUAACACUACAGUUAUCUGUAACACUGCAGUAAUCUAACACUGCAGUCAUGUGAAACACUGCAGUUAUCUGUAACACUGCAGUAAUCUAACACUGCAGUUAUCUGUAAUACUGCAGUAAUCUAACACUGCAGUCAUGUGAAACACUGCAGUUAUCUGUAACACUGUAGUAAUCUAGCACUGCAGAAAUCUAACACUGCAGUAAUUCUUAACACUACAGUUAUCUGUAACACUGCAGUAAUCUAGCACUGCAGAAAUCUAACACUGCAGUAAUCCUUAACACUACAGUUAUCUGUAACUCUGCAGUAAUCUAACACUGCAGUCAUGUGAAACACUGCAGUUAUCUGUAACACUGCAGUAAUCUAGCACUGCAGAAAUCUAACACUGCAGUAAUCCUUAACACUACAGUUAUCUGUAACACUGCAGUAAUCUAACACUGCAGUAUGCAGUAAUCCUUAACACUACAGUAAUCUGUAACACUGCAGUAAUCUAACACUGCAGUCAUGUGAAACACUGCAGUUAUCUGUAACACUGCAGUAAUCUAACACUGCAGUUAUGUGAAACGUUGCAGUUAUCUGUAACACUGCAGUAAUCUAACACUGCAGUAAUCUGUAACACUGCAGUAAUCUAACACUGCAGUUAUCUGUAACACUGCAGUAAUCUAAUACUGCAGAAAUCUAACACUGCAGUAAUCUAGCACUGCAGUUAUCUGUAACACUGCAGUAAUCUAACACUGCAGUUAUCUGUAACGCUGCAGUAAUCCUAAACACUACAGUUCUCUGUAACACUGCAGUUAUCUGUAACACUGCAGAAAUCUAACACUGCAGUAAUCUAACACUGCAGUUAUCUGUAACACUGCAGUAAUUUAACACUGCAGUUAUCUGUAACACUGCAGUAAUCCUUGACACUGCAGUUAUCUGUAACACUGCAGAAAUCUAACACUGCAGUAAUUUGUACAUAAUGAAAGCCAUGUGCACACUACAGAUCUGUACACCCCUCUAGUUUAACAGCAGACUGAUGAACAGCUUUAAAGACAGAUCUAUUUUGUCUGUUUUCUUUUUCACUGCAGCAGUUUAAUAUUAUUAUUAUCUUAGCAUCUUGACAUCGACGUCUUCUGUGUUGAUCUUUUCCUGACUUUGGAGACUUUUUUUUCCUUUUUUAGAUUCUCAACCAAUCUGAGUAAAAUGUUUUAAUAUGUAACUCUGAGAAAAAUGUUUUUUAACCAACCUGAGAGAGUCUGAAAAGUUUCAAUCCUUCACAGACGGGCUGAAACUUUGAAUGAAACAUCGGUGUUGAUGAUUUGAAUGGACCAUAGUCUGUGUUAGAUUCAAAUAUAUAUAUAUAUAUAUAUAUAUUAUUUAAGACGUAGAACAGGUGUAUGCAUCGUUCCAUCUAAAUGAAAAACAUGAAGUAAUAUUAAAUUAUCCAUUGAUCGUAACAUUAUUUAAUAAAAUUACAUCACAUUGAAAUACGACUAUGAAAGGUAAAGAGUGAAUCACCACGCCUCCUGCAGAGCGCCGGUUAUCGUUUAUAAAACACCUAAAUAUCAGACAGCUGUGUGAGGAAACACAUAACUCAGUUCUUCUUCAUGCAGACUUUGGAGCUUCACUUCCUUUGUGUGAUCAGCGGAAGCGGAAGCUUGUGUUCAGUGUGUGUUCAUGUUUGAGACUCACUCUGAUCUCAUUCUCGUUCUGGACAGCAUUUGUGGACGUUUACAGUCGGCCUGUGUUGAAUUUAAACUUGUGAGCUCUGACCUGCAGACGGUUGGAAAUGUAGUUCUCAAACGUGUCAUGUCAGGUAGAAGUAACCGUUCAAGUGCCAUUAAAUGUUUUCAUGAUGCUCACUUGGUUUAGAGUAUUUACUGUUAUUUUGUAGUUCAGGAUUUAGGGUUUCUGCACAUGUGCAGGUGUCUCUCACACACACACAGAACACAGUUACGUAAACAGGUGGUUGUUAGAAGGGAUGUUUCUGAUGUAACGGUGAACCUGUGAUCAGGUGGAGGUUGUGUCAUUCCAAACAGCUCUUAGUGCAGAUGUAAUUCAUGGUGGCUGACACGAGACUUUAACAAACAUCCGAAUCAUUUAAAAUUCAGAUAUAUUUUGAGUCUUUGAUGUCAAACUUUGGGGGUGUACAAACUGUUUCACUUCACUCUGUACAUGAAUCACUCUUAUGCACUCUUAAGCCAAACAGAAAUGUACACUAUGUAACCAAUGACUGUUCAAUGAUUAAAGAUGAUUGACACCACG